AUGACGCCGCUUUUCUUGAUGGGCGGGGCCUUGGCCGUCGUGGCCCUGGUCUUCGUUGCCGUGAAUUGGAUGGCCAAACCCAAGGAAGAGUCAUCCCCAAAGAGCAAGCAGGCGAACAAGGGUGCCACUGCUGCUGCUCCAGCCACCCCGGCCCAGGCCCCACGCAAGCGUCGCAACAGUGCAUCGCGCACCGUGAUCUCCGCCGAGGAGAAGGAGCGCCGCCGCCGUGAGCGUGAGGCUCAACGCAUCGCCCUUGAGCAGGAUAUCAAGCGCAAGGAAGCCGAGGCUGAAGCCGCCGCAGAAGCCGAGCGUCAGCGCAAGGCCAAGGCUGCCGCCAAGAAGCGUGAAGCUGAGAUGCUUGAAAACAACCGCCGCCAACAGCAAGAGGCCGAGCAAAUCCGCGCUGCCAAGCUGCAGCAGGAGAAACCACUCAAUGCUUCUGCUCUGGAAAAGGCGCGUGCCGAGAAGGAAAAGCGUCGCGCUGCUGCCCAAGCGGCCGAAUCAGAGGCCAAGCGCAAGCGCGAUGAACGACUGCAACGCCUGGAGCAAGAGCGCAAAGAACUUGAACGUCGUCAAGAGGAGAAGCGUGUAGCCCUGGAGCGUCGCGAGCAAGAGCAGAUUGAGAAAAUGCGCCAGAAGCUGCAGGUAUGUUACCAACUGAAAGGUGAACGCAAUCGUUUUGCAGCCAUCGCCGUCUUAAAGUUCGGGCGUUGUUUGACCUCGCGACAGGAGGACAAGGAACGCGAGGCCAAGGAGCGCGAGGCGCUCCGCCGUCAGCGCGAAAUGGAAGAGGCUGCCCGACAAGAGGCUGAACGCAAGCGUGUCGAGGAGAUGGAGCGUCGCUUCAAGGAGCGGGAGGAGCGCGACCGUAAAAUUCGGGAGGCCGAGAAGGAGCGCGAACGCAAGGCCAAGGAAGAGGAGCUUCGCAAGGCUGAAGAGAUGAAGAUGAAGGCCGAGCAGGAGCGUCUUGAAGCUGAGCGUAAGGCAGAGGAAGAGCGUCUGGCCGCGGAGAAGGCCGCCGCAGACAAGGCUGCUGCCGAAGCUGCAGAGAAGGCUGCCGCGGAGAAGGCUGCUGCCGAAGCUGCUGAAAAGGCUGCCGCUGAAAAGGCUGCCGCUGAAAAGGCUGCCGCUGAAAAGGCUGCUGCCGAAGCUGCGGAGAAGGCCGCCGCCGAAGCUGCUGAGAAGGCUGCUGCGGAAAAGGCUGCUGCGGAAAAGGCUGCUGCGGAGAAGGCCGCCGCUGAGAAGGCCGCCGCUGAGAAGGCUGCCGCUGAGAAGGCUGCUGCGGAGAAGGCUGCUGCGGAGAAGGCUGCUGCGGAGAAGGCUGCUGCUGAGAAGGCCGCCGCUGAGAAGGCUGCUGCUGAGAAGGCCGCCGCUGAGAAGGCCGCCGCUGAGAAGGCCGCCGCGGAGAAGGCUGCUGCGGAGAAGGCCGCUGCGGAGAAGGCUGCUGCGGAGAAGGCUGCUGCGGAGAAGGCUGCUGCGGAGAAGGCCGCCGCUGAGAAGGCCGCCGCUGAGAAGGCUGCUGCUGAAAAGGCUGCCGCUGAGAAGGCUGCUGCGGAGAAGGCUGCUGCGGAGAAGGCUGCUGCGGAGAAGGCCGCCGCUGAGAAGGCUGCUGCUGAGAAGGCCGCCGCUGAGAAGGCCGCCGCUGAGAAGGCCGCCGCUGAGAAGGCCGCCGCUGAGAAGGCCGCCGCUGAGAAGGCCGCCGCUGAGAAGGCCGCCGCUGAGAAGGCUGCUGCGGAGAAGGCUGCUGCGGAGAAGGCUGCUGCGGAGAAGGCUGCCGCUGAAGAAUCGGAUAGCGAUGAGGAGGAAAUGGCAAUGGGCGGCGAUGGUGACUUUGAUCCCUUGGAUAUGAUGGCACCCAGCGACGAGUGGCAGCACAAACAAUCUUGGGAAGAUGAAAAGGAACCCGAAGCAGAGGAGCAGCCCGAACCUGAGCAACAACCUGAGCCCAAAAUCUCUCUUGAGGAGAAGCAGCGCUUGUUGCAUGAUGCUUUGCUUUUCCUGAUGCGCCGCAUCCAACAAUUGGACCAACCCACGGAUUCGGGCUACUCAGGCUACGCUGAGGAGUAUGAAGGCAUUACCGAGGGAAAUGACAACACUUCCCAAGCCACUCGUGACAACCGCCUGCUGAACCGCUAUUCCAACGUGACUGCGUACGACCACAGCCGUGUCAAGGUUGCACCCACGUCACACAACAACAAUACUGACUAUAUCAACGCUAACUUUGUGGAUGGCUAUCACGGCCCGAAAGAGUUUAUUGCCACUCAGGGACCUUUGCCUGUGACUUGUGUGAGCUUUUGGCAAAUGAUUUGGGAGCAACAAGCUGUGGCAAUUGUCAUGGUCACGGCUUUGAUCCAAGGCAACCGUGUCAAGUGCCACCAGUAUUGGCCCGACGAAGCUGCCACGAAGUACGGUGAUGUCAUUGUUCGCCCGCUCUCUCAAGAGGAGAACAAGGUCUAUAUCAAGCGUGUCUUCCAGUUGCAAAAGGAUGGCGAGACUCGUGAAAUCGCACAGUUUGAGUUUUUGAACUGGCCCGAUCACGGUGCGCCCGACUCUACGAUGGACAUGAUUGAGUAUCGCACUGCGGUGCGCUCGUACACGGGUCUUAAAAACAAACACCCCAUUGUUGUCCACUGCUCUGCGGGUGUCGGCCGAACGGGCACAUUUAUUGCUCUUGAUCGUUUGUUCCGUGCCGUGGAUCAUGCGGACCUGGAGAACCUUGAUGUUCGUGCUGUUGUCGCCAACAUGCGUCAUUCGCGCACCAUGAUGGUGCAAGCCCUGCCACAAUACGAGUACAUUCACAAGACCUUGAAGGACUACAUGAUGCAGCAACUGCGGCAAGUGAAGCAAGCCCUGGCCACCAAGGCGACCGUGUCAAGCGUCUAA
This is a messenger RNA of Monosiga brevicollis MX1, 2883 nucleotides long. RefSeq lists its product as uncharacterized. Gene Ontology annotation, molecular function: protein tyrosine phosphatase activity; structural constituent of chromatin; DNA binding. The transcript is spliced from 11 exons. The record is from RefSeq and is a predicted model, not a curated record. Bases 1 to 2883 code for a protein of 960 amino acids. Gene Ontology annotation, biological process: protein dephosphorylation; chromosome condensation. Lineage: Eukaryota; Choanoflagellata; Craspedida; Salpingoecidae.